AAACCCUAGUUCGUCGUCCCACACACUGUCAUCAUCCCAGAUCAGUCCCGCCUCUGCCUCUCUUCCUUUUUAAUUUUCGAUUGUUUGUUCUCUGCAAAUUCAUUAGAAAAAAAAGCCUCUUUUCCAAAAUCGCCAUGAAUCUCUCUCAAAUCCGCAGUUAGGUCAGGUCCGCCGAAUAUUCUUUCGGUUUCUGAUCGUUGUUCAACUUUUAGUCAUCUCUGUUUAUCAUCUUGUUCAACUUAGUUCUGCCCCUUUUGCCUGUGAUGGCAUUAAAUAUACUUUGAAUUUUCAAUGUAAAUAACCUAAAUCUGAGGCUAUUGGCAGAGUUUACACAUUAAUUCAAUUUUCCUUACACUUGUUUGAAAGUUAUAUAUUUAGUCUAUUACUGGAUUUCUAAUCUUUUAAUAAUUUACUUGGAAUUUUAAAAGACCUUUCUUCUUUUUGCCUUCAUCCUCACUUAUUUCUUAGGCUAUUGUGGUCCUCAGAAGUCGGCAAUAACUUCAUCAUCGCUUCCAGGCUACUCACGAUUCCGAGGGCGGUUGCGGAACCGGAAUUCUCCCCGAUGAGCACGAUCGGGAGAUUCGAACACGCGAGUUUCGGGAGGAGUUUCCACAAGGACAAUGUCACCCUUCCGGACGCCGAUGUCGGAAGAAUAUGGAAUUGGGGGAAAACACGAGGACAACGGUCUUUGAUUUGAUUGGGCGUCCCUCUCUCUCCGAUUGAAGUCGUCUGUCUCCGAUUGAAGAUGCCUUCGUCUGGUUCCGUCUCCCGCUCCUCGAUCGAAGAAAAGACCCAACAAUCAGGAAACAAGCUCUGCCUUUAUGACAAGCCAAGCAGCAUGACUUCUGCUCUACUUUACAGCUUCCUAACUGUAUGCUCUGUCUUAAUUUUACUAUCCACUUCUAUCUCACUUACCCUUUGCACAUUUAAUCUCUGUAAAUAUUAGCUGUGAAUGAAGAGAUAAAAGUUUGUCGAGAAGAGAAAUAACCUUGGAAAUUGCACUAUCUUUUCUUAGAUAAAAAUCAAGUUUGACAGAAUAUAAUAAUCCAAAAAUGGGGGCUCUGGUACUAAAUGAGAAAGAGAAGUAGAAUGAGAAAGAUGUAUUUACACUAUAUGGUAGGGGUCUAGCAAAUAGUAAGUUCAUCCUUAUGCUUAAAAGGUUGAUGGUGGAUACAGUUUUGGUAUAUUUAGCCAAUACACCAACAAAAAUUGUUCUGGAUAAAAAUAAUACAAUGCAUAGUGGUGAUUGACUCUGAAUACUUUAGAAGAAACGUUGUCCUUAACAUUUGUGAGUAGCAAAGUUGCAUAUGGACCCUUUGAGCUACAACCAAAUAAAGAUUGCAAUUGUACCUUCAAGUUCAGAGAGUUGAGAUGAAUGGGUUUCAUAGAACUUUUAGGUAUAACCACAUUGGAAGUAUUCUAAUUUAUUGAAAAAAGUAUUAGGAUUGGAAAAAACAAAAUAGUAGUGAAUUUAAAAAAAACAUGAGAAUGAGCAUAUAUGUUUAACAUAUGUAUAUGUUUAUCAAAUGAUUAUAAGCUUAGAUGUUUUUUUCUACCAUAUGUCUUUGUUUUUUCAAAUAAAACUCACUUUCAAGCUUAUAUAUGUCAAGCUUCGCUUGACAUAUAACCCCCACUCAUACGAAAUCGAUCGCUGAAGUCAAUCGGAAGAGGAAUUGAAAUUCCUCGGCAGUUAGGCUACGGUGAAGUAUUUAAAGAGAAAUUAAACACCGGUUACACAUCAAUAUGGAACAUAGGGUCGCGAACACCUUUUCCAGGUUUCCAGUUGUCCUCUUCAGGCUUCCGGGGUUAAGGUGAGAGAAAUUUAAUUCAUUUAGUGGGUCUAGGUGUAUUUACUUGCAAUGAAAUUCAAUUAUGAACGUGAGUGCCUUUUGGGUGUAGGUUCUUAAAAAUUGACUAAAGAGCAAAGCAGAGGAAAACCAUAGGACCCGGGUGCAUUUAUGUUGAUACAUCAAAGUUUUAAUUCUGCAAUCUGUUUUUAGGUUUUCUCUCAUCCAUCAAUAAUUAUUAUUAUUAGUAUUAUUGUUAUUGUUGUUGUUGUUUUUGUUGUCGUUGUUAAUUAUAAAAUACAAAUGUAUUUGUAAUAUAAGAAAAAAAGAAGUCCAAAAUGUGCAUAACAGAAUUGGAUUAGGAUCAACCCGGUUUGACCUUCCAAGAUUUGGUGAUAGAGAAUAAAGCUUCUUAGAAGUGAUCCAAGAUGUUUUUAAUUGGUUUGGUUUUGAAAUAGCAUGUUAAUGUUGUUCUUGGUCAGCUGAUAUUUCAUAGCUACCCAGUUAACUUCUUUAUCUUCUUGAGUUGUAUUUAUGCUUCUUAUUUUUUAAAUUCAUCUACUUUUACUUUAGAAUUCUGACACACUGGUCGCAUAAACAGAUAAGUAAGGAGAAAUCAAUGACACGUGUGGAGGACAAACGGAUGUUCAAAGAGGCCAUUGGAGCUAAUAAGAAAAGCAUCUUCAAGACUUUUCAUCUCAAGGUAUAAUUAAAUUUCCAGACACAAAAGUCGGUGUCCUCCCUCUUGAGAAAUAAUUUUGCUACUAUUGU
Cuscuta campestris is the source of this 2558-nucleotide messenger RNA. The record is from the annotation of a GenBank genome assembly. NCBI's taxonomy places the organism in Eukaryota, Viridiplantae, Streptophyta, Magnoliopsida, Solanales, Convolvulaceae.